Zasmidium cellare ATCC 36951 is the source of this 756-nucleotide messenger RNA. RefSeq lists its product as uncharacterized. Bases 1 to 756 code for a protein of 251 amino acids. The record is from RefSeq and is a predicted model, not a curated record. The transcript has a single exon. NCBI's taxonomy places the organism in Eukaryota, Fungi, Ascomycota, Dothideomycetes, Mycosphaerellales, Mycosphaerellaceae.
AUGUCAAACCUACAUUUCGUCCUCGUCCACGGCGCCUACCACCGCGCCUGGCACUUCAAAUUCCUCCAAGAAGAACUCGAGAAAGCCGGGCACAAAGUCAGCACCCUCGACCUCCCCUCCGGCAGCGAAGAUGGCCCCGAAGACAACGCCAUGUCCGCCGACACCUCCGCCAUCAAGUCCGCCCUCGAAACCGCCGCCUCGCACUCCCCCACCAUCGUCCCCGUCUUCCACAGCUACGGCGGCAUCCCCGGCAGCGACGCCGCCGCCGAACUGAGCGAAGCCGCCAAGAACAAAGUCCUCCGCCUCAUCUUCAUAGGCUCCUUCAUCUUCCCCGCCAACACCUCCCUCCUCUCCCUCAGCGGCGGCAAAACCGCCUCCUGGGCGCAACCCGUGCCCGAAAACCCCAAAUACCGCUACGUCCCGGACCCGAUCCCGACCUUCUUCCACGACGUCGAGCCCGCCCGCGCGCAGGAAGCCGCGGCGCACCUCGUGCAGAACGCCGUGUCGGCGUUUCGCGAGCCGACGAAAUAUGCGGGCUGGAGUGGGUUUGAGUGUACGUAUGUGUUUUGCGAGGAGGAUCGGGUGGUGCCGAGCGCGGCGGCGGAGAGGAUGUUGGGGGCGAUGACGGAGGCGCAGAGGAAGCGGUGGAGGACGGAGGAGAUUGGGGGGAGUCAUAGUCCGUUUUUGUCGAGGCCGGCGGAGUUGGCGCGGUUGUUGGGGAGGAUUACUGCUGGGGAGGACGGGGAGAAGUUGUAG